Chinchilla lanigera (long-tailed chinchilla) is the source of this 10552-nucleotide messenger RNA. RefSeq names its product prune homolog 2 (Drosophila) (gene Prune2). Lineage: Eukaryota; Metazoa; Chordata; Mammalia; Rodentia; Chinchillidae. Gene Ontology annotation, molecular function: pyrophosphatase activity. The transcript is spliced from 23 exons. Gene Ontology annotation, biological process: apoptotic process. The record is from RefSeq and is a predicted model, not a curated record. Gene Ontology annotation, cellular component: cytoplasm. The coding region runs from base 1 to 9843 and encodes 3280 amino acids.
AUGGGCUUCUGCUCAGCUUUGGCAGCAGUCUCAUGGUGGAGUCUCGUGUCACAUUGCAUCACAAUGGUGGAGCAGGUGCAGAAGAGAGCGCGGUGCCUGCGGCAGAACCUCCCUCUGCAGCAGCCCCUUGCUCUUGGCAAGCACUUCUGGGCGCUGUCCAUGGUGCAGCAGCUUUCGGCGCGCCACGUCAGGAGGCCGCGGCAGGGCCGGCGAUUGGCCGAGGCGCCCUCGCCAUCCCCCGGCACCCCGCCCCGCACCCCAGUCCCGCGGCGCCCGGGGACAAGCGUGGGGGCGAGCCCUGCACCGAGCGGCACACCCACUUUCCUUAUUAGGAUAGACUCGGAGCCCGGCGGGCGGUGGGUCCAGGAGGUGGGGCGAGCGCCCCGGGACGAGAGAGCCCAGGGCUCAGCCACGGCCGCAGCCGCCUUGAGCGGCGGGAGGGAGCAGCCAGCCUGCGCUUGGCCACUUUGCGGGGACCCCGCUGCGGUCCCCGGGGCCGCGAUCGUCCUCCUCAACACCCCCACCCCUCAAACUCUGGUCCAAGCCCAUCGCAAAGACAUGGAAGAAUUUUUGCAACGCGCCAAGUCUAAACUGAAUCGAAGCAAACGCUUGGAGAAGGUUCAUGUGGUUAUUGGACCUAAAUCAUGUGACUUGGAUGCUCUCAUUUCUGCCUUUACAUAUGCUUACUUUCUAGACAAGGUCAGCCCACCUGGGGUUCUCUGUUUACCAGUACUGAAUAUUCCAAGAACUGAAUUCAACUACUUCACUGAGACCAGGUUUAUUUUAGAAGAGCUGAAUAUCUCUGAAUCCUUCCACAUAUUCCGAGAUGAAAUUAAUCUGCAUCAGCUAAAUGAUGAAGGGAAGUUAUCUAUAACCCUUGUUGGUAGCAACAUCCUGGCAAGUGAGGAUAAACCGUUAGAAUCAGCAGUUGUCAAAGUCAUUAGCCCGGUUGAGCAGAACAGUGCUGAGCUGGAGUUCCAAGAGUCUUCCUCAUCCCUUGUGCUGAAAGAGCUUCUCCAGGAGGCUCCAGAGCUCCUCACCGAGCAGCUGGCUCAUCUCCUCAGAGGCAGCAUCCUCUUCAAGUGGAUGACCAUGGAUCCAGAGAAGCUCUCAGAGAAGCAGGAGGAGAUUCUGGCUGUCCUGGAGGAGAAGUUUCCCAACUUGCCUCCAAGAGAAGACAUCAUCAGCGUCCUGCAGGAGACCCACUCCAGCGCACACAGUUUAAAUACUGAGCAAAUAAUGUUGAAAGAUCUGAAGGAACUGUCAGAUGGAGAAAUAAAAGUGGCCAUUAGUACUGUGAACAUGAACCUUGAGAACUGUGUGUUUCACAGCAAUAUCACCAGUGAUUUGAAAGCAUUCACAGAUAAGUUCAACUUUGAUGUCCUCAUCCUGUUCUCCAGCUACCUGUCAGAGGAUCAGCAGCCUAGACGGCAGAUCGCUGUGUACUCUCAGAACCUGGAGCUGUGCAGUCAGAUUUGUUGUGAGCUGGAAGAGUGUCAGAAUCCUUGCCUAGAACUGGAGCCCUUUGAAUGUGGCUGUGAUGAGAUCCUGGUGUACCAGCAGGAGGACCCUUCUGUGACUUGGGAUCAGGUGGUUCUCCUUAUCAAGGAAGUCAUCAACAGGAGGUGUCCAGAGAUCGCCUCCAACAGCCGGACGUCCUCAACGGAAGCUGUGGCAGGCAGUGCGCCCCUCUCCCAAGGCUCUUCUGGGAUCAUGGAAUUGUAUGGUUCUGACAUUGAGCCACAGCCCAGCUCUGUGAAUUUCAUAGAGAAUCCCCCAGAUCUCAGUGAUUCUAACCAGGCUCCAGUGGAUGUCAACAUGGACCUUGUUAGUCCAGAUAGUGGGCUAGCCACCAUCCGCAGCAGCCGCUCAUCCAAAGAGAGCUCUGUGUUCCUCAGUGACGACAGUCCGGUGGGAGAAGGCACUGGGCCUCACCACAGCCUCCUUCCAGGCUUCGACUCUUACAGUCCCAUCCCCGAAGGGGCAGUGGCAGAAGAGCAUGCACGGUCUGCGGAACACAGCGAACACUUUGACCUCUUCAGCUUUGACCCAGCUCCCCUGGUUUCUGGGCAGUCCCAGCCGUCUUCCCAUUCUGCAGACUACUCCCCAGCAGAUGACUUCCCCAACAGCGAUUCAUCAGAUGGACAGCUUCCCCCUGGGCCAAAAGGACUUGAUGAGAUAGGGACCAACAUGUCCAAUUAUUCAUCCAGUUCACUUUUGUCCGAGGCUGGCAAAGAUAGCCUGGUGGAAUUUGAUGAAGAGUUUGGUCAGAGACAAGAAAGUCUGGUUGAAGAUGCUGAAGGAAAUUUAAGCCUGAAAGGUUUUGUGGGAGAUGAAUCUCCUUCACCAGAAAGGCUGAACAAUUUUGGAAAGCAAAUUCCACCCACACGUAUGAAUAGCUUUGUGGAAAGCUCACCAUCCACUGAAGAGCCAGCCUCUCUCUAUCCAGAAAACACAAUCCCUAAAGCAAUGGAUACAGGUCACCUCGAGCUACCUCAGACCCAGACCCGGUGUAGCAGCUGGUGGGGUGGUUUGGAAAUUGACUCUAAAAAUAUUGCAGAUGCAUGGAGUUCUAGUGAACAAGAAUCUGUUUUUCAGAGCCCUGAAUCAUGGAAAGAUCAUAAGCCUAGCCCCACUGAUAGGAGAGCUUCAGAUUCUGUCUUUCAACCAAGGAGUCUUGACUUCCCGAAGUCAGAUCCCUGGGAGUCUGAAUUUGGUCAGCCAGAACUUGGUAGCAAUGACAUUCAAGAUGAAAAGGAGGAAAGCUUACAGUUUCAAAACCUUCCCGCUGAGAAGUCCCAUUUACCAAACGCUUCUCCUCAGGGAACAAAUCACCUGAUAGAAGACUUUGCUGCUUUGUGGCAGUCUGGUCACUCUCCCACAACAAUGCCUGAGCCCUGGGGAAAUCCCACCGAUGAUGGAGAACCAGUGGCUGCUGUGUCAUUCGCAGCCUGGAGUGCAUUCCAUGAAGAAGAUAAUGCUGAAGCUUUAAAAAAUACUUGGAAUCUUCACCCGACAAGUGGCGAGACCCCUUCUGCGAGGAACCCGAAUGAGUGGGUGAUGGCGAAAAGUGGGUAUUCUUUUUCUUCAGAAGACCUACUGGAAAGUUCAGCAAGUGAGGCAAAUAAUGAAGCAGCUCCAAAAAUCUGGGGCAAGAAGAACAAUGACGCUAGGGUUAAUAUCCUCGUAUCUGGAAAUCCCACUUCCAACCUGGAGCAUGCAUGGAAUAAUUCCCAGCCACCAAGGGAAGAUCAAAAUGGUUUGGUGGAUCCUAAAACUAGGCAGAAGGUAUAUGAAAAAGUAGAUUCCUGGAACCUUUUUGAGGAGACUGUUAAGAAAGGAGGGACAGAUGUCCUAGCUCCUUGGGAAGAUUCCUUCUUAGCAUAUAAAUGUUCCGAUUACAGUGCAUCUAACGUAGGAGAAGAUUCAGUGCCUUCUCCCUUAGAUACCAACUACUCCACCUCUGACUCUUACACAUCACCAACGUUUGCUGGAGAGGAAAAAGAAACAGAAAGCAAGCCAUUUGCUAAAGAGGAAGUUUGUGAGUCUAAAGAUGCUGACCCAGCUGUAGAGGAGGCUGAAGUUCCUCUGCAGUCGUUGCAGCAGCCUCCUAGAAAUCGCAUCACUUCAGGUCCUGGGAACCUAGAAAUGUGGGCUUCCCCUCACACAGAUGAUCAUCCUGAAGUCACUGUGGCUCAUGACCCAGAUAAAGAUUUUCUCCCAGCAGAGCACAUCUCCAUAGAGGAUGGUGUCGGGGAGAGCAGCCAGUCCAGCUAUGACGACCCCAGCAUGAUGCAGCUCUACAAUGAGACAAACCGACAGCUCACACUACUGCACAGCAGCACCAACUCCCGGCAGACGGGCUCUGACAGCCUCGACUUGUGGAACAGAGUGAUUCUCGAGGACACACAGUCCACCGCCACAAUCUCAGACAUGGAUAACGACUUGGACUGGGAUGACUGCAGUGGUGGGGUGGCGAUCACCAGUGACGGCCAGGCGGAAGGAUAUGUGGCUGAAAGUACUGAACCAGAAACCCGAUUUUCAGUGAGACAGCUGGAACCAUGGGGCACAGAGUAUCAGGACGAAAAUCAGAUAGAUUGGGAGCUCCCUGCCUCCACUGAGCACGCCAAGGAUGCUGUUCCCAAAGAAUACCACACACUGAAUGAGAAAAAUGGGCAGCUAAUUGCAAACAGUAUCUGGGAUUCUGUCAUGAGAGAUAAAGAUGUGUCAUCAUGCAGGUUACCAGGCCCCUCAUAUAUGACAGAUUCAGAGGAAAACAAUUUGCCUCCUGAAAGUCCCAGCCAUUCAGCAAAUGCUAUGGACAGUAGUGUCACAGAUGAGCCAAAAGCCUCUGGAAUCUGUGAGUCAGCAGCAUGCACACCUCAUCCUGAUGAGCAGGACACAUGGACAGGAACCCUGCCAACUGACACAGCACCCUUGGAGGCCAGGCCUGAGAACCCAGGACAUGCUGCACGCUCAGAUCCAUGGAUGGGUCACAGCUAUAGAAAUAAUGAAAGUGAACAUGAAGCCCUGGGAGCCUCAAGCAGAAGGUGCCUUGAUAAGGAGGAAGUGAUGGGCUCUGAGGACGAGAGUGCCCAAGGGACUGCGGGAAAAGGGGCUGGUGACCAGGAACUCUCUUCUCCAGCUGCAUCUGAAUACCAAGAAAUCUACACCGAAUCAGGCAAAACCAGAUCUCUUCCAGCCACUUGCAGUCCUCAAACAGAGGAACCAAAGGAAGUUUUAGAGUAUGAGGAAUCUGAUAACCUAGACCCCUGUGAUACACAAACAGGGAUGUCCACAAAUGACCUUCAGGCAAAGGAGACCUACGAAGAGCCCCUCAUGGAUCACAACAAUUCAGGGGAGGCUACUGAGACUCCAGGUAAGAUGAAUUUAACAAAAAAUGUAUCUUCAUCUGAGAUGGAUCUUGAGAAAAUGGAAGAAUAUAACAUUCUGGAGCCAAAAAGAAUAAACGAAGGGCCACCUCAUGAAUCGCCCCAAAGCCUUGCUGUUUGGGAUGGCUCUGUAGACAGUGACAUGCAGGACAAUUACACAAGUUCUGAGAUAACUAAGACUCUUGAAGUAGAAAAUACGGAAAACAGCCUUCCAGGAGCCAGUUCAUCUGGAAGUUAUGAGAAAGACAGUCUUUCCAGUGAUGAGUAUACACACUCAAGUGCAUCAAGUCUUGACCUAAACGAUUCUUCAGCUGCACUGUCCUCCUGGGGCCAGGGACCCAGUACUGAGCCUCAGAAAGAGAAUCAAGAUGAAUGGAGUGAACAGAAUCACCAACAAUCUGAAGUAAGGACCACUGAUGGCCAAAUAGAAGUAAUCACUGAAAUGCGGAAGCUAGAGAAAAAUAGGACUAAUGAGCUUGAAAAGAGCUUCGAUCCAAAAGUUCCUAAAUUUUUAGAGAUUUGGAAUGAUUCCAUUGAUGGUGAUUCUCUAUCCUCUUUAUCAAGCCCUGAAACAGGCAAAUACUUUGACUAUUCGGGUGCGGAUCAGGACAGAAAUCGAGUGGUUAGUCAUGAGAACAGUAAAAAUGCUGUUCCUGAAACUGUGCAGCAAGAGGAUGCCAAGGUCAUUUCAACAAAUUCGGGCUCUGGUGAUAAUAGUGGAGGUAAUGAAGAGUCAAUAGAGAAAGAGACCCACUUGGUCCCUUGUCAAGUUACACAGAGUAAAUCCAAAGCUUGGGAUGCAUUGAAUGAAUCUCAAUUCUUGACCAUGGCAGAACCCAAUGGUGAGGAGUUUUCUGAUUCUGUAGGUAGUGUAGAACUAGCAGACAGUGAGAAUAAGUCACAUACAUUGUAUGACAGUCAAAGCAGCUCUGAGCACUGGAAUUUCUCACCACUCACAGACACUGAAAUUCAGAUCACAGCGGAGGAAAAGGAGACACGACCUUCUCCAGAAACAGGGAAGAUGAGAGAUGAACUGUGGCAGACAUCUCCCAAAGCUGAACCAAAGAAUGAGGCUCAUUCUGCAUUGGAAAUGCUUGGCUUCUCAACUGAGAGCAGUGAGUGGUGGGAAGCCCCUCUGCAGGAAGGGGGACCCACUGACAGUGCAUUUCAGGGGGUACUGUCUAACUCGAGUGAUGUGUUAGCAAGGAAUUCUUCAGUAUAUCCAAGUGUGGGCCCAUGGGGACUCUCCACUAAGGGUGACACUGAGUCCAGGCAAACACACUGCACGAAUCUUUUCAGUGAUCAACUUCAGCCACCCUUCCUGGUUAGUAAUGGGGACAACUCCCCCAGGCAACUUUGGAACAUCCAACCAAGACAGCCAGACCCAGACGCUGACCAGUUUAGCCAGCUUGUAAUACUGGACCAAAUAAAAGAAAAAGAUUCCAGAGAGCAAACUUUCAUGUCUUCUGCUGGUCAUGAGCUUCCUUCGGAGACACCCACUCAAGAGCAGUGUCAAGAUACCAUGCUAUCUGUCUGGGCUGGGCCAGACCCAGCAGUUACUCACUCAGAUGAAAAUGGGUACAUUACAACUAACAUCUCAACUGAGCAUCAGGAAGCAAACUGGUGGGAACAAGAACAACCAUACCUUAGUGAAAUGACACAUUCAAGCACUGCCACAGAAAACUUCCCUGCUGUCCCUUCUCCCAGCCAGUUGAUAAAGAAGUCAGUCUCUGAAUGGAAUGGCUCCAACCCUAAAGAGGGUUCCCAAGGCACCUUUGCACCAGAUAUUUUACAUGGCAACUUCCAAGACGGUGGGCAGCUGCCCUCAGCCUCGCCUGACUUGUGGAUGGAUGUCAAGCAGCCCUUCAGCCUGAAGGCAGAUGGCAAGAAUCCUGACAUUCUCACUCACUGUGACCACGACAGCAUUUCUCAGGCUUCCAACAGCCCUGAUGUGUGUCAUGAUUCCGAAGCAAAGCAGGAGACUGAGCAGCAUAUCAGUGCUUGCAUCAAACCUGAAGUGGAAUCCAGUGAGUUUUACCUCACUGAGUCAAAGAUAAAUGAAGACCUGAGUCAGAAACCGGGGCAGGAAUCUGCCCCAUACCACAAACUCUCUGCUGAAAGCGUAAUUCCUCUGCCUCCGGAUGCCAAUCAAUUGAACAUAAAUGGCUCCUCUCAGCCUGCCUCUUCUAUAGGUUCUCCUGAGCAUUCUGAAAUGAAUGAUGACAACAAUACAGAUUUAGACGCACCCAAAGCAGAACUCGGAACAGAUACAGCACCAGUUUUGGAACUCACUGACAGGACAAUCCAAAGGGUUGAAAAUGUGAGAACCCGUAUUUUUGUAACUGACCAGGAGCCAACUACGGAAGGCAACUGCUCCUGGGUACCGGAGGACUUUUCUCCUGAAAGUCAGACAGGCUCAAGGGCUUUGUCUAACUGUGAACCGCCCUCUGCUCCUGAGACUCCUGCCACCAUCGCUGUUUCACUGGCCUCCAGUACCUGUUUGGAUGUAAGUGAAGCUGCCUCUGACCACAGUUUCAGUGAUGCCUCAGGUCUUAACACUUCCACGGGCACAAUAGAUGAUGUGAGUAAACUGACUCUGUCAGAAGGCCAUCCUGAAACACCCCUUGAUGGAGAUGCUGGGAAGCAAGAUAUCUGUUCAUCCGAAGCCUCGUGGGGUGAAUUCGAAUAUGAUGUAAUGGGCCAGAACAUCGAUGAAGAGGUAAUGAAAGAGCCUGAACACUUCUUCUAUGGUGUUGACCCUCCCUUGGAGGAAAACAGUCGGAAGCAAUCUGUGGCACCCUACACGCCUCCCUUUGACUUGUCCUAUCUCACAGAAGCCCGCCACGAGGCCGAGACCACAGAGGAAGCUGGGUCCCCAGAGGACGUAUCUCUGGGAAGUGAAGCAGCAGAGAUGUUGCUUUCGGCACUUCCUGAUCAAAGCGAGGGAAACCACACAGAGACUAAAAGCAGACAGCCUGGACACCAGCCGGUUGUGCUGCACAUUCAUGAAGACCCCGAGUCAGUUUCUUUGGCCAUAGGAGAAGCAAGCUCCAACUUUGGGUCAUCUCCAUCAAACAUUGACUGGGAAGUUGAAUCAGAUAAUUCGGACUCACCAGCAGAUGGAGACAUGGGACCGCCAAAUGGUGCCAACAAGGCAAUAUUAGCUUUAGAAGAAGAAAAAAUAAUCCCUGCCAAAGAGCUUAAGGAGAUAAAAUCAGAAUAUACAGAAGAAAGAUGGACAAGGAAGAGUGAAGACCAGCAUGCAAUACACAUGGAUUACAUUCUUGUAGGCCAAGAGCAAAAUUCACCCCUGAAGCCAGAGGCCUGUGAAGCAGGAGAAAGUAUGUCCCAGUUAGAAGCAUCAUCCACAGGUUCUGAAGAAACAGAACUGCCAGGCUCUCAGGUACAGAGCUUCCCAGAUACAAGUCAGCCUGUCUCUUUAAAUGAAAGCAAAGAUCAUUCUAUAGAGAGACUGUCACCCAAAGAUGACAAGAGGUUGUCUCUUGAAAAUUCUGACCAAGAACAGAGUUGGAUGGUCUUGGGCUGUGGUGAGGUUAGUGGUCCAUCACCGGAAGCCAUGGAUGCAGGGACCGGAUGGGCUGACAAGACUGUGGAGCCAGUCUCUGAUCCAAGUAUGACCCAAGUUUCCCCAAUGGAAGAAAUGAAGCCUCUAGAAUCUUUAGCAUCAGAGGAAGUCUCCAGCCUGAGCAGCCAAUCACAGAAGAUCAAGAGCCGAGGUAGGGCUGGCCACAGCCCAGUUCUGUUGCAAGGUGUCACCCAUGACAACGAGUGGGAAAUGCUUUCCCCACAGCUGCCUCAGACAGACAGGAUCCCUGAAAGGGAGAUGGAGGAGGAGACAGAGUUCCUUGAGCCUGGAACCAGGAAACCAAGACCAAAUGGACUCCAGUCCCAGGAUAUAGGAAUGGACGUCCCCUUUGAGGAGGAAAUGCUCAGUCCCAGCGCUGCAGACAUGAGGCCUGAACCUCCUAAUUCACUGGAUCUUAAUGGCACUCAUCCUCGGAGAAUCAGGCUCACAGCCCCAAAUAUCAGUCUUUCUCUGGACCAAAGUGAAGGAUCCAUUCUCUCUGAUGAUAACCUGGACAGCCCAGAUGGAAUUGACAUCAAUGUAGAUGAACUUGAUACUCCUGAUGAAGCAGAUCCUUUUGAAUAUACCGGCCAUGAAGAUUCUGUGGUCAACAAAGACUCUGGCCAAGAGUCAGAGUCUAUUCCAGAAUACACGGCUGAAGAAGAGCGUGAAGACAACCGGCUGUGGAGGACAGUGGUGAUUGGAGAACAAGAGCAACGGAUAGACAUGAAGGUCAUCGAGCCCUACCGUAGAGUCAUCUCUCAUGGAGGAGAUUCAGGAUACUAUGGGGACGGUCUAAAUGCCAUCAUUGUGUUUGCCGCUUGUUUUCUGCCAGACAGCAGUCGGGCGGAUUACCACUAUGUCAUGGAAAAUCUUUUCCUCUACGUCAUAAGCACGUUAGAGCUGAUGGUGGCUGAAGACUACAUGGUUGUCUACUUGAACGGUGCAACCCCUAGACGGAAGAUGCCGGGGCUGGGCUGGAUGAAGAAGUGCUACCAGAUGAUUGACAGGCGGUUGCGCAAGAAUUUGAAAUCAUUCAUAAUUGUUCAUCCAUCGUGGUUCAUCAGAACGAUCCUUGCUGUGACACGACCUUUUAUAAGUUCAAAAUUCAGCAGUAAAAUUAAGUAUGUUAGUACGCUAUCAGAACUCAGUGGACUUAUCCCAAUGGAUUGCAUCCAUAUUCCAGAGAGCAUCAUCAAGUACGAUGAAGAAAGAUCUUUUAAGAGAAGUGUGAGACUGGAUGAAGAACUGAGAGAAGCUUCAGAAGCAGCUAAAACUAGCUGCCUUUACAAUGACCCGGAAAUGUCUUCUAUGGAGAAGGACAAAACAGCACUGCAUGAGCAGUUACAGCUCACAGCCCAGUGAAGGAGCUUUGUAAAAGUAUGGACCUGAAACUGAAAGAGAAGCCCUAGCUGGCCCUGGCUGAGGACAAGGCUGCUCUUUGCUCUAUGAAAAGAAACACAUCUGCGUGGAAGAGACAGGGCUGACAUCACCUUUUUCCACUUUGCACUGCCUGGUGCCAUUCUAAAUUCCUAAGGGGUGAAACAGGAAAGGAACUUGUUUACUUCUACCAUUUCUAUAUGAAAUCGUGUGUAUUUUCCUAUUUUGCCAAUUAUGUGCCUCAGAGUUUUUAGUUGAACCUUAGCAAGAAAGUAGGACCUUCCAUUUCAAGAUUUAGUUAACCCUUGGUCAGUGGUAUUUGGUCCCUUAGGCAGAUGUUUACCAAUAUAGUACGUUAACUUUAAAUCCACUGUUAAGGAUCAGUGGACUUAUCCAUAGAGAGCGAGAUUGCUUCAUGGUGAUCACUUCAAAUUUCAAGUACACAGGGCUCACACUCUGCUCUCCCCAGCGAGAGCUGCUGCCUGUAAUGCCACCUUCAAAAUUCUAAGCCUGCUUAGGAAGCCAUAGGCCAGACACAGGUGUGGAAACAUCAGCAGCUGAGUGUGCCACUGUCACAUGAGUCUUCUUUCACCUCUCAGAGGGAAGCCAGACGUUCUUAUAUCAGUUUUAUUUUAGUUAUCAUGAUUUAAAAAAUUGAUCUUCUGGUGCUGGGGAUUUAGCUCAGCAGCACAGC